AUGCGCUCCAGGCACCUACCUGCGGCUGCCUGUACGGAGUCACUCGAGGCGGUGAUGGGGCAUGGCAGUGCAGAGCAAAGAGGUCCUGUCGAAUGGCUGGGGGAAGGAGCGUGCAGGUCCGGCAGAGAUAUGCAGAAGGAUGUCAUCGAGCCUCCCUCUCGGCCUCCGAUGCCAACUUUCGGAGAAAGAGUCUUCGCACAAGCACAGGCCUCGCCCCUUACAGCUCGAAGUGCUGGCGAAGACACAGACAGUUCAAGUGGCGACGAAAUCUGCUUCUCCGGGAAGCCGUUGCUGGCGUCUGAGCAAGCGGACUCUGUGCCGAAGGCGAGCCUGGGCACUCCUCCGAACCCAGAGCCAUCCAAGGAGGCGCGGCUGGCAGCUGCGCGAGCGCGGAUGCAGACGUUGGGAUGUUCCAAAAAGGAGCGGAAGGAUGCGCAGCAGGACAACUUGGAUAGGGGUGACGACAGUGCGAAGUGCAUCGAGUCACCGGCCGGCGACUUUGGAAGUGGCCCGGACGUCUCGAUGCUUCCAUCCAGCGUCUUUGAAAAACCCAAACGGAUGCAUGAACCUGGGACGGAGGCUGAGGCCCCUCACAGAGGUGACAGACCCAGGUCAGGUGUCACGAGCAGCGAGGGCAGUGAGGACGAGUCCCAGGAGCGCAAUCAGCGCAGCUGGUGGGCGCAGUUUUUCCGGCUUAGGCUACUUCAAACACCUGGAGCUGCCAGCCUUUGCGUGCCUUUGGCCCGGAUGGGUCUGCAGGAUACAGAUCUUCCAUCGGUGACGGCCAGCCUGGACCGGCUGCUCGAAGACCUGCGUGGUGAGCGGCUUGAGACACUUGCCGAAAGCAGCGGAAGCCUGCACCGGCCACCUGUGCGUGCUCUGCUCGAAAUAGACCUCUCAGACAACAGCAUCUCCGAUCCUGGCGCUGUCUUUCUCUUCCGCUGGCUCUUGCGGCGUCGCAAGGAGGUCCGGUGUCGAGCCAUCCGCUUGGCUCGCAACAAGUUGGGAGAUGCUUCGAUUGAGUGGCUUGCAGCCCUGAUCUGUGCGCAGCACUCUGCCAUCGAGGAAGUCCAUCUCUCACAGAACCGCAUCACAGGUUCUGGUGCUGGUCAGCUUCUUCUCUCGUUGGCCUUGCAUCCCUUCGAGGCCUAUCCUUGGCUGGACAAGCGUGGCCUCUUUGCCCCUGCUUGGGUCAGCCUGGACCAGAACAACGUUCAGGAGCCUGCAGGUCUACUCGGGCGUCUCCGGCUGCGCGCAGGCCUACGUGCCGUCUGCACCGACGGCCCGCAGCGGAAGUCCAGCUUCAAUGAGGCACCGCAUGUGCAGCUUGGUAGCAAUUUUCUGAGCUCCGUUGCGUCGCGCUCGAAGCCAUCCGUCCUGCCGCUGGCGUUGGAGAAGGUUUGUCAAGGAGGCUCUUGGCCACCUUUGCUUGAGACGGAGAAGCCGCUGCCGUAUCUUCCGCGGACAUCCUCUUCGAGUCUGACUGGGAUGGCACGUCAGACUUUUCGCAGGGAGUUGUUGGUGGACGAAGAAGAAGGGGCCGGCCUCCACUUGGAGACCGUGACUGAGGGGCUGAAGAUUUGUGAAAUCGCAGAGGUUCCGGGCCAGCCUGGCCUUUGCACUGAAGACAUCAUCGUCGCGGUCGACGGCUUGCCUUUGUGGUGGUCAGCGUGCGAGCACGACCCCAAGGCUCCGAGGCCAGAAUCUGGGGAAUCCGAAUUCAAGGAUGCCGAGAGCGAUGACGAUGCCCCAAGCGCUCGCUUCCGGGCUCGGUUUCGGCGUGGCGCGCGCCUGGACGUCUUCCGACAGAAGGCGCCCGAAGCUGCCCCAGUGCCCACGCGACAGCCCAUCCUGAGAGCACAAGUCGGGUCACGGCGUGCCGCUCGUUUCUGCUGUCCCAUCUGCUGGGAUUCCUUUGACCGCUGGAACGACUGCUUGCAGCAUCUGCGUGAACUCGGGCAUGAGCCAGAGCCACCUCCGGACCAACGACGCGAAGAAGCAGCUGCUUGUUUGCGGAGGUGGAUGUCAACGUGCAUGUCGGCCGCGCGAGGUGAGCUGCCACGACCAGCCGAUGUCAAAACCGAGGCCAAGCGGAUGCCAAGUGUUCCUCAUCCUGAGGACAAGGCUGAGACGGAAACGCUGCUCCUUCCCGCGCCCAUAGGGUUUUACGGACAGCGCAAUCGUUCGGUUAUGGAGUCGCUCGCAGAAGAGAUCUCCCGCUUCGGCUCUGAGCACGGCUGCGCAGUCUGGAUGCUGCCGGAUGGGUUGCGAGCGCAGUGCCCGCAAGGCCCUGAGGCUGCAAGCAAGAUUGCUUCCAUAGCUGCCGACCUACUCGAGAUUCUGCACUUCUACCUCCCUGACGUGGCUGACAAUGCUGAUGACGGCGCUGGCUUCGCACCCAUUCCGCAGGGUCGUGAGUACGCAGUGGAGUGGGCAGAUGACUGGGCCUCGUGGCUUGAGCAUAUGCUGCAGCAGCAGGCAGAAGAGGCUCGAGGGGCCGAAGUGGCGGAGAUGGCGGAGGCGGAGGUCGCAGGAGCAUCGCUCUUGCGAGCUGAGGCGCUCCCGUUUGUGCCACAGCAGGCCGUGGACCUGGCAGCCUUGAGGUUGCUGGUUUUGUGUGGAUUGCCCGGAAGCGGCAAGAGCACUUUAGCACAGCGGCUUGGAGGGAACUGGGUGGUCGUAAACCAGGAUUGCCUGGGCUCCCGGCAAGCUUGCAUGAAGGAAGCUCGUGCUGCCUUGAGGCGGCCAGAUGGUCGCAUUGUCAUCGAUCGAUGCAACGUCAAUGUGGCACAGCGGGCAAUUUGGACACAGCUCGCGGUCCAAGAGUUUGACUUGGAGCCCGGUCAGAUGGGUUGUGUUUGGCUGGAUGUGCCUGAUCACGAAUGUGGUCGCCGGGUGCUGCGACGCUUUGCCCACAAUACACUUCCACCACGUGAGGCAUCUCUCAAGGUAAUCCGUGGCUUUGCGAAGAAGUGGCAGGCACCAUCAGCGGAAGAGGGCUUCGCGCAUCUUUGGCGAAUUGCAUCUGAAGUGGAUGCAGAGGUGUUCUGGUCGGAGAUGUCGGCUGCUGGCCAACUGCUUCCGGACAGUCGCACCAAGGAGCCGGAGAAGCCCGCGCAAGUGCUUGGAGCCACUCCCGAGUUUCUGGCGCCGCCUUCGAGAGAAGCUCGCGCUCAAAGAGAGCCCUCAGCCGAGGAGGGAGCCAUGGAUGCAAAGCCUCGGCCCCAUGGUCGCUUCCAGCUGGAAGCUGCAAAGAUGGCGGCACCUGCAGCGCCUGCUCCGCGGCCGGAGGGUGCAGCCAGUGAAGAGUCCCUCGAGCUGGGGAAAACUGGAAGUUCGGGCGAAGCAAGUCGCAAAGUUUUUGAAUCGUGUCCAGCAGAGGUGGCAAACUGCGCCAGUCCGAUUUCGAGGACCAAAGAGGUUGUGCCGGAGCCCGCUCAGCUGGAUAGUCCAGGCCAAGCUGUGGAGUGGAUCACGAUCACCGAAUCGGUAACGACCAAGAGCUCGACGCAGAGGGCUACUCUGGAGCAAAAGCUCCAGAAGGCAAGGAGAGUGGAUGAGAUCUGCGAUCGUUGCAACUGGUAUUCCUUCAGGUGCGGCGGAUGCCUUCUCAUGCCCUCCUGCUGUGCCUCACGCUGGCCGUGGCUUCCGGAGAAUCCGAGGCCGGAAGUCGGAAGCUUGCAGUGGAUUGUGGAGAGGGCCAGAGUCAAGGAACAUCACUUCCCAGCGUCUGCAUUGCCAGACCCGAAGUUAAGCCCCAUGCCGGUAAACUCAGACUCCUUCCACAACUUGCAAAGACACGGCCUGCGGGAGCAGAGCACGAAAGCGGAGCAAGGAGCCGCCUCCGCUGAAGGACAGGCAGCGAAGUCAAAGAGAUACACGCAGGUCUCAGCUGCAGGGGCCCUCAGCUCUCACGAACUGGAGGCAGAGCUUGCCAGACUCGAGAAGCCACGACAGUUCAGUACCUUGGCGGAGCUCGAAGCGGCCGCUGGAGACAAGCUGAGGAUGUGGCAAGUCCCGCUGACGGAUGCCACCGGCCAGAUAGAGAGCGUGGAGACCAUCUGGACACAGCAAGGCGAUGCCGGGCCUGCGGGAGAAGCUGGCACAGCGGGCGUCCAGGGCCCGCCAGGCCCGCCUGGACCGCCCGGAGACGACAGCACGGCGUCCAUCGACAUGGCAGAUUCCGUGGGGCCGGAUGGGCCACCGGGGCGGGCUGGAUCGGAAGGUGACAUCGGAAAGCCCGGUCCGCAAGGAGACCCUGGCCCUGUUGGUCCCCCAGGCAGGCAGGGUGAAUUCACCGACGAGCAGAAGGCUGAGUUCGUCAAAGUUGUGCGGCAGCUGAACAAAGCCGUGAAGCAUGCGGCAGAGAUGGACAUGAUUGAGAACACAGUGCUGAAUCGCAGGCUCCAAAGGCUGAAGCAGCACUUCUUGAAAAUGCAGGCUAAUUUGACAAUGGCCGAGCACAUACUGAUGGAGCAGACAAAGCAGGUCGAAUGGAAGGUCAAGAACUUCCUGAAGACGGACGUCAAGGUAAACAAGACCAUUGCAGCUGCCAAAAAGGUGAAGGACACUGAAAUGCAGAUUCUGGCCGAGGAGGAGAAAGUCAAGGACGAGAUUGUGGAAGCCACGGCAAACGAAGCUAGCCAAGCAGAGCAGACCGUCACCGAUACGAUGGCAUCGCAAUCCCAAGGUGCCUGA
Molecule: messenger RNA, 4698 nt
Organism: Symbiodinium sp. CCMP2456
Lineage: Eukaryota; Dinophyceae; Suessiales; Symbiodiniaceae
Source: the annotation of a GenBank genome assembly